Cryptosporidium ubiquitum is the source of this 1977-nucleotide messenger RNA. RefSeq lists its product as uncharacterized. Gene Ontology annotation, cellular component: CAF-1 complex; nucleus. The record is from RefSeq and is a predicted model, not a curated record. Gene Ontology annotation, molecular function: protein binding. Lineage: Eukaryota; Apicomplexa; Conoidasida; Eucoccidiorida; Cryptosporidiidae. Gene Ontology annotation, biological process: nucleosome assembly; DNA replication-dependent chromatin assembly. The transcript has a single exon. Bases 1 to 1977 code for a protein of 658 amino acids.
AUGAAAGUAGAAACCCCUCAGAUUAUCUGGCACUCUAAAGAUAGUAAAUUCGCAGAUAGGGUGUAUUCUUUAGAUUUUCAGCCAGGAACUUCGAGAUUAGCAACUGCAGGAGCAGAUGAAUUUAUUCAUAUAUGGGAGAUAACUAGAGAAGCUGAAUGGAAGUUAAAGAUUUUAUCAAGAUUGUUAGGUCACGAAAAGGAAGUGAAUUGUAUCCGAUUUUCAUCAACUGGAGAACUACUUGCAUCUGGAGGUCAGGAUGAUUCACUAUGUAUAUGGAAACCAACAACAGAAAAACAACAGGUGGUUUUUGGCCAAAAUUCAGAGGAUGUUUUGGGAUUUCCAGAAUAUUGGAAAAGAAUAACAGUAAUGAGAUGUAUGGCUCCAGUAAUAUCCUUAAGUUGGUCCCCAGAUGACUGCAAAGUUGUCGUAGGAACAGAAGAUGACCGUGUUACAAUAUGGAAUGUUUAUACAGGGAAGCUUCUACGUCAGUUAGAUGCCCAUACCCACAUUGUAAUGGGAGUAUGCUGGGAUCCAAAGGAUGAAUUUAUUGCUUCUCAGAGUUCAGAUCAAACAGUACGUAUUUGGAAAGGCAGAACAAGCAAGGCAAAAAAGAAAAGCAAACCAAUAAAUGCUUUUAAUUCAAAUACAAAUGAUACAAAAACUUCUUCAAAGGAAGAUGUUGAAAUGGAAAUAAAUAAUAAAAUUGGCGGGAACUCUGAACAUGCAUGCACAGAAAUAAGUCUCAAUACCGGCCCUGAAAUGCCUGCAUGCAAUGCAAACUGUGAGGAGCUGCCAAAAGAAGAGGCGGGCGUUGAUUUUCAAAAUGUGGCAUCUGGAACUCCAGAAUUAUUAGUUGCACCAUCAGAAUCCUCAACUCCAAUAUGUGACAUGGGAACAAUUCAGAAUACAGCAACCCAACAGAUAAAUAAGUCAGAUGUAAAAUCUUGGAAAUUACAUCAUACAAUAAAGUAUGAAGUAUCAGAUAACUGUUCAAAGCAGAAACAAAAUAAUUUGGAUAUUGAGAUGAACCCAGACUUGGUGGUUGGUGAUUGUGCCACUCCAAAUAAUACCAAACUUUCAAGUAAUAAUAAUAUAAAAAGAAGGUGCCUGUUUUUAGCUGAGUCUGCUACUACGAGCUUUUUUAGAAGGUUGGACUGGUCACCCAAAGGCGAGAUGCUUGUGGUUCCUACAGGACAAUACUUGUUAAAUAAAGAAUUAGAAAAUGAUCAGGGUGAUAAUAAAAACGGCCAAGUACUUGUUCCUGUCUCCUAUAUAUUUUUAAGAGACGAGUAUUCUUGCCCAGUAGCAGUACUUCCAUCUCCUGAUGGUACAACAUCUUCAAUAAGAUUUAACCCUGUAACAUUUUGUCCAUUAAAGUCUUCAAAUACUUCUCAGAACGCAUUCUUCUCCAGUAGAAUAACUCCUCAAAAUGGUGAGGAUAGCUGGUUAUUUUCAAAGCAUGGAAAUCGUGGAGAAAUUGUUCCUAGAUAUAUAUUUUCUGUGGUUACUUUAGCUGGAACUAUAUAUAUAUAUGACACCCAGCAUUUCCACCCAAUUGUUUGCAUAAGAGGUCUUCAUUUUCAAGGUAUGAAUGACGCUUCCUGGAGCAGUGAUGGCCACACUCUAGCUGUUGCAUCGUCUGAUGGUUAUAUUACAAUCAUCUUUUUUGAAAAUGGAGAACUUGGGGAAGUCCUUAUUCCUUCAUCGGUACCUAGUAGUACUAAUAAUACAAUAGAAUCUAAAGAAAAAAUCCAAAAUUUUGAAUAUGAUGAAAAUGUUGACAAAAACUCAUUCAAAACAAAUAAUGAUAAUGAAUGCAUUGUUAUUGAUGGCAAUUCUAAGCAAUCAGUAGUUUCUGAGAAAAUUACUGCUUCUUCUAACAUAUCUGCAUUAGAUCAUGUAGAUACCCAAAUUCCUUUUCCACCCAAAACUAAGAGAAGAAUUACCCCGACAGUUCUCAUGUCAUACGACUCCUGA